AUGUCUAGAGUGCCAGGAACUGCAGCUGCUGUUGUAAAGAACUGCUAUGUUGAUGAAUGUAAGGUUGAGCCUGAGCUGUGUAAAGGAGGAACGUGCAUCAACACUGUGGGCUCGUGUCAGUGCCAGUGUCCUGCGGGUUUCCAGCAGCACAGGAGUUCGCUGAUGUCUGAGGAGCAGCACACAGGCGUGUGUUUUGCGUCGGUUGUGAAUGGAAAUCAGCGCACGCUUGCUUCAGUAAAGUCCAGUGCUGCUGUGAGCGUGGACGCUGCUGAAGUCAAAGCACACCUCAUGAAAUGUGUCCCAUACCAGGAUCAGUUGACCAAACCAAGAUUUACUGGCUCUCACAUUGCUGGAGCAAAGCCAGAUCUUAGUGUGGCCAGGAGACCUUCUCAGGUUGAAGAGCAGCCCAGCGCAGCAGUGUCUAGUGCCUCUAUACCAAGCACCAGUACACCAGAUGCUCAAGUUCCAGCCGCUGUCCCCAGAGCCACUGCAGAUGUGUCCAGUCCCGCUCAGCCAUGCAGUAUUGUCUCCACAGCUCAUUCUGGGGCAUUAUUGCAAGGUCCAUCUGUAGUUCCGCUUCCUCGUUUGUGGUCGGAGACCUUGCCACCAGAGGAUCACAAGUGGAUUGGCAAAAGGCUUUUCAAAAUGGGAUCCAAGGGAAAGCCAGGGCUUCGUGAUAACCUCCAGCUCUGGUAUUACCCACCACAGCCAGCACUUAUUUACAAUCAGGCUCCAGCUCCAGACAGAUUCUUUUGUCAUUCUUUUCUGCUGUGGAUGCCGUACAAGCUGUGGAGGGUUAAGGUUCUCUGUCCCAAUCCUGCCUGUGGACAACAUCAGCUGACAAGGUCACGGCAGGUUCUAGACAUUGACAGAACGUACAACAUGGUCACAGAAACCCUCAUCUGUACCAAGUGUAGAGCCUCGCAUGUGUCCUGGAGUCAGACUGUCCUGCAGCAGCUAGAUCUGGGCCAUCGCUCUGAGUUUCAGGUCAUCCUCACGCGGAAGUACGCCUGUGAUAUGCGGGUCAUCCGGCUCUUGUCAUAA
This is a messenger RNA of Sinocyclocheilus rhinocerous, 1044 nucleotides long. Its product is annotated as fibrillin-1. Lineage: Eukaryota; Metazoa; Chordata; Actinopteri; Cypriniformes; Cyprinidae. Gene Ontology annotation, molecular function: calcium ion binding. The record is from RefSeq and is a predicted model, not a curated record. The coding region runs from base 1 to 1044 and encodes 347 amino acids. The transcript has 7 exons.